GCGGAGGCCUCGGCGUCGCGACGCUACGCGGCGCCCCCCAAUGCGGGGGAGAGCGGCGCCGUAUUGAUUGGCGGCCGGGGGCAGGGGGUCGACGACGAAGAGUCGUCGGUGGGCGCCAUCACGCGGGGCCACCGCGACUGGGGCGGCCGCCUACCCUUAACACCCUCGGAAAAGAUGGUCAUGAUGGCUGGCAUGGACGAUCACGAGCGGAAGGUCGUCGUCGAGUUUUGCCACCUCCUGGAGAAGAGCAAGCAGCUGUUCAACGGACUCAGGGACCUACCUCAGUACGGCCACAAGCAGUGGCAAGCGUACUUCGGGCGGACGUUCGACAUCUACACGAAGCUAUGGAAGUUCCAGCAGCAGCACAGAAUGAUCCUGGACACGAAGUACGGUCUGAAGAGGUGGCAAAUCGGCGAGAUCGCGAGCAAGAUAGGCCAGCUAUACUACCACUACUACCUAAGGACCAGCGAGACCAGCUACCUCCACGAGGCGUACUCCUUCUACGCGGCCAUCCGGGGCCGGGCGUACUACAGUAGGGCAGCCAAGGAAGACCGAAGCGACCUGAUGGUGAAGAAGCUGAGGUACUACGCGCGCUUCAUCGUGGUCUGCCUCUUGCUGAAUCGGAUGAAGCUGGUGCGCGAGCUCGUGCAGGAGCUGGACGCCCAGAUCGCCGACUACGCGAGUACGUACGAGCCGGAGGAUCAGGUCGAGUGGAACCUCGUCCUGGACGAAAUCAAGGCGUUCGUCAAGGCGGAGGCCGCGGUAGGGGUGCUGCACUCGGAAUCCAACCCGGUUGUGUUGACCCAUAGACUCGGACCCCAGACCUCCCCACCUGUCGAACGUACGCCACCCAUGUGCCUGUCUCUUCAAGAGAUCCUGAUCGUCGGCAACUGCGCCGACCAGGUUAAGUUCAGUGAGUUGUCCAUGGAUAUGUUUAGGAUGCUACAGACCCUAGAGAGGGAGCCCAGGGACGAUCCCGGCCACCUCCACGACGCCUCGCCCGCGGGCAGGAUGCCCUUUAGGCCCGGGCCCUAUCCCGCCGAGAACGGCGCCCCCCGGAGGGACAACCCUCACAAGUACCUCCUCUACAAGCCCACCUACAGCCAGGUCCAGGUGUUCCUGGCCAGCGGCUUCAAGGAACUGCCCGCCAAUGGCGCCCUCCUCCUCUACCUCUCGGCCGAUGGAUGCUUCUCCAACGUCAAGCACCCCGAGGAGAUGGGCUACGACCGGGGCGGCGUUUCGACGAGCAGCAAGAGGGACCCGGAUCACGGGAAGAGGCCGAUGGGAGGGAAGGAGCCGCACUGCCUCUACCCUGGGGACCUCUAUCCCUUCACCAGGAAGCCGCUGUUCGUGGUGGUCGACUCGAACAACAGCUUCGUGUUCCAGCAGAUACCGCGGUACUUCGGGCAGCCGUUGAUGGUCCUGAUGUCGCCCCAGGACACGCCGCCUACCCUGAGGGACCUCCGCCACGGCGGCAGCUUGUUCACCCUCUUCCUCCACGCACCCCUCGCCGCCUUUUGCCUUAUAUGUGACGUCGGCAGCCUCGCCGUGCACCAUUGGGACCGUUGCCAGAGCUACGUCGAACGAUUCCUCAUCGAGGCCAGCCGGCUCGUUAUCCGAUCCAGAUGCGAGACCAGUAUACUGCAGUUCUUCGGGGACGACUUCCUGCGACUGCUGCUGGUGCGCUACGUGUUCUGCGACGUGGUGCUGCACCUGCACCGCUCGUUCCGAGGGCGCCAGCAGCGCCCCCGGUGCCACCCAGCCCUCCCAGAAGAGGAGGUGCUCGAGCACCCUAAUCUACAUCAUCUCGUUCUCGAUUUAGCCGAGUGCAUCGACGCGCGCGACCACUUCCCCGAGAGCAACGAGCUCGCCUGACCCCGGCACCAUUCCGGUACGGUGCCCGACGCGACCCACCUGUCGAACCCCUACCGCGAGGAUUACAAUUACUGCAACUACAAUUACAAUAAGCCCGUAACGCCGAGGCCUCAUUAGAGGCGCGCCUGCGUCUAAGGGCAAACCCACCUUACGCUAAAAUUCCUGCAUUGCGCGACCUGGUGGCUCCACGGUGCUCGGACUGUUCGGACUGCCGCGACUCCGGGGAAAUCCCCGGGACAGCGGCGUCCCCCUGCGAGCUUCUGCUUAACUAAUUAAGAGUGAAGGUGGAACCGCGAAGCGCUAUUACCGGGAUCAUUAUUAAAUUUUUAUCACGGGAGGGGGCGCCAUAGUUGGAGGUUAUGUCCCGAGACGGCGGGCUUUUGCUUAAAUAAUCGACGGGGAACUAAUCGUGAUAUCGUCCGGGUCGUUAUUACAUUUUUAUCGCGGGGAAGGCGUGCACGCCCUUCAGAGACGCCUCCGCGUGGCGGCGCCACUCGAGACAGACACGAGCGCCGAGAAGCGACGCCUUGCGGCGAGCUUUUGCUUCGCCACUCGAGAUUAGUGGCCGGAUAUAAAAUACUAUUAUCGGGAUUAUUAUUAAAUUUUUAUUA
Messenger RNA from Orussus abietinus, 2486 nucleotides. Its product is annotated as protein SCAI. Lineage: Eukaryota; Metazoa; Arthropoda; Insecta; Hymenoptera; Orussidae. The transcript has 4 exons. Gene Ontology annotation, molecular function: transcription corepressor activity. Bases 175 to 1875 code for a protein of 566 amino acids. The record is from RefSeq and is a predicted model, not a curated record. Gene Ontology annotation, biological process: DNA-templated transcription. Gene Ontology annotation, cellular component: nucleus.